Messenger RNA from Annulohypoxylon maeteangense, 1562 nucleotides. RefSeq names its product Cloroperoxidase. NCBI's taxonomy places the organism in Eukaryota, Fungi, Ascomycota, Sordariomycetes, Xylariales, Hypoxylaceae. Bases 616 to 1395 code for a protein of 259 amino acids. Gene Ontology annotation, molecular function: peroxidase activity. The record is from RefSeq and is a predicted model, not a curated record. The transcript is spliced from 4 exons.
CGUAUUUCUAAUGAGUUCAUGGUCAUUCGCUAAGAAGUUUCAAGGAAUCAGUCGAAGGAUUUCUCGAUCCAAUCGGAAUAGGGCCAUAUUUCCUUAUGGUAUUUCUUCGGCAAUUCAUCCUUCAACCGACCUAUCAGACUCACGAUGAUUACUUCGCCACAUGUUCGGCACUGCAGGUCGCGUCGCCCUGGUCUCUUGUAAAGAAGGCCGAUUCCUGUUCAUCACUGGCAGGCUCGCACUUGGUGGGGAUUUCGAGGCUCAGUUGUUCGAUUCGAAUUCCGGUAGGCUUCGCCGUCUGGGGUACCCCUGAUGACUUAUCGCCCGCAUUGGACUGUGCCAGACGGAUGGUGCAUUUAGAGGUGGUAUUAUGCAUAGCACCGUGGCUUUUACCUUAUGACAAUGACGCGGCGAUUCACUUCAAGAUGACUGAAGUAUUAUCCCGUCAACAUUAGCCCGAGUGAUUCAGAUGACAGCCGGUCUAAUUCAAGGCCGGCUCAUUCUAUAGAGACUGAUAUAUAUACUUGCUGCCGAAGAUAGGUAUCGUAUCUAGACGUUACACUUGUUUACUCGUCUCACUGCAAGCUACUAGACAAUUUCGUCCGAAAAUAGUUGAAAAUGAAGUCUGUGUAUCUUCCCAUCGUCGUAGCCUUCGGCUCGUCGACAGUCUAUUCGGCACCUUCAAGUACUGCCGCAUGGGUAGCUCCUGGUCCCAACGAUGUUCGCGCACCAUGCCCUAUGCUGAACACCUUAGCUAAUCAUGGUUUCUUGCCACAUGAUGGCAAGGGAAUCACGGUCAACAAGACAAUAUCUGCUCUUGGAACCGCCCUGAACAUAGACCAGCCACUGUCUGAGGAGCUUUUCAACUUCGCGUUGACGACUAACCCAACACCUAAUUCAACGUAUUUCGACUUGGAUCAUCUUAGUCGCCACAACAUUUUAGAACACGAUGGUAGCUUGAGCCGUCAAGACUCUUAUUUUGGACCUGCCGAUGUCUUUAAUGAGGCCGUCUUUAACCAAACAAAGUCGUACUGGACCGGGGACACGAUUACCAUACAAAUGGCAGCCAAUGCUCGUGUGGCUCGUCUUAUGACUUCUAACCUUACGAAUCCUGAAUAUUCGUUAUCCGACCUGGGCUCCGCUUUCAGCAUUGGCGAAACGGCUGCUUACAUCGGUAUACUCGGAGAUAAGAAGUCUGGCACAGUUCCUAAGAGCUGGGUAGAAUAUCUUUUCGUAAACGAGCGCUUGCCUUAUGAUCUAGGAUUUGCGAAGCCUAAGGAAACUUUUGUAGCAGACGACCUUAGCGAUAUGAUGGUCGAGAUCGUCGACGCCCAACAUUUCCCUCAAUCGCCCGGCAAAGUCAGCAAGCGUUCAGCUGCCCGCUGUCCUUUCCAUUAAGCACUUGCUAGUGGCUAUUGAAGUCGGUGACUUGUAUAACUAUAGUCGUAUAUGUUGGACAUAAUCGAGGUUCGAGGGGCACGCACAUAUUCUUCAAUUCAAACGCUUCUCAGCCAAAAUUCAUAUGGAAAUUUAGACUAGUCCAUAUCGGAGAAACAUUAAUAGAC